UUGCGAUACGCUUUGGCUCCCCAGUCCUCAGCUCUCUGUGCACCAGCAGACUCACCGGCACUCGCAGGCUCUGUACAAUGGCCGAGCUCUCCCCUGAACAAGUGGUAUUCAACAAGCCGAAGAUGUGGAUGACAUCAGAACAUUUCCUCUUCUCUUGGAUGAAGGUCGAGCUACAUGUGCACCUCGAUGGAGCCAUCAGGGUGCAGACUAUUCUUGACGUUGCCAAGAGACGCGGCAUCUCUCUUCCAACAGAUACUGUGGAGGAGAUGACACAGAUCAUUAUUGUCGAAAGCCCCGGCACCCUCACCGAGUUCCUGGGCAAGUUCGCAGAGUACAUGCACGUGGUUGCUGGAGACAGAGAGGCCAUAAAGAGGAUUGCGUAUGAGUUCGUUGAGGACAAAGCCAAGGAAGGAGUGAUUUAUGUUGAGGUCAGAUACAGCCCGCAUUUCCUGGCAAACACAAAAGUGGAUCCAAUACCUUGGGACCAGAAAGAAGGUGACCUGAGCCCAGACGAGGUGGUGCGCCUGGUUAACGAAGGCCUCCGCGAGGGCGAGAGGGCCUUCAAUAUCAAAGCCAGGUCCAUUCUAUGCUGCAUGCGCCACAUGCCAAGCUGGUCCAUGGAUGUCGUGCAGCUGUGUAAGAAAUAUUGCAACGAGGGAGUCGUCGCCAUUGAUCUGGCAGGUGAUGAAUCACUCAACUGUGAAGCCAAUCCAGAACAUAGGAAUGCCUAUGAGGAAGCGGUGCGUUCUGGGGUCCACAGGACAGUCCAUGCAGGGGAGGUGGGUCCGGCAUCCGUGGUGAAGGAGGCCGUGGAAGUGCUGAAAGCCGAACGUGUUGGACACGGUUACAGAACCCUGGAAGACCAAGCCCUGUACAAAGACUUGCUCAAAAAGAACAUGCACUUUGAGGUGUGUCCUAUUUCCAGUAAGCUAACAGGUGCCUGCGACCCAGACUUCACCAAGCAUCCUGUGAUCACGUUCAUGAAGGACAAGGCUAACUACUCCCUGAAUACAGAUGACCCUCUGAUCUUCAACUCAAACUUGCACCUCGACUACUACACCGCGCACAAAUACAUGGGAUUCACUGAGGAGGAAUUCAAACGUCUGAACAUCAAAUCUGCAGAGUCAUGCUUCCUGCCUGAGAAGGAGAAGAAAGAGCUCAUCCUGAAACUGCAAGAGGCCUACGGGAUGGUGCAGAGCACUGCCUUUUAAACCCGAGGAAGUCUGAAGAGGAACCUAACCCAGGGAAAAACCGCUCUGAAUCCUUAAUCUCCACACUUGACGCAAUGGAAUGUCUUUUUCCUCAUUUGUAACCAAACAUAAAGCCUAUAGAAUAAUAUAUCAAACAUCGUGUAUCGUAUGGCUGCUGCCUUCACCUCUCAUACCUGACCAUCAUCCGCUUGUGUUUUGUCAGUAUCCCUUUAUAGUACUUAGAUGGCUUUAUAACUUCAGUUUACAGCGCAGUUCCGGAGGAUGUCAUGGUGCUCUGCAAGGUGGAAAAAAAUAUGUGCAUGCCAAUGUUUUGUGUUUAUGAAGCAGAUUUUGCCGUAUGGCAAAACUCUGGAUACAAUCUUCAUCUUGUGUUUACAUCCUGUAGUCAUAAAGAGAAUCAGGGAAGCUUUUGAUGCACAAUAACUUUAACGAAUUUGUGAGCCUGCAAGGGAAGGAUAUGGUGGGGUUAUUUGUUGUUCAUCUCUGUCAUUGCUAUGGUUGAGAACUUACGGCGGAAAUAUAGUUUACUGUGAAUAUCCAUUGUUUGGUUUUAAGGGUGAAUUAAGGGGAAUCCAGUGUCAGAAACAUAUAAAUAUGUGCUUUUUAUCCUCCACACACGUAUAACUACAGAACACAUCAGGUAAAACAGCUCAAUACCAAAAGUUUAGUCUAACAUUCAAACACUAGGUGGCACAAUGCUCUCACCUACAGGGACAAACCACAGCUGACUUAAAGUGGUUUUGCAUUUCGUAAUUACUCUCAAUUAUUUUGAUGUAUAUAUUUAUUUACUUUUUUUUUUCUUCCUUUCACUGAAUAAAAAAAGCACUUCCAUUAUAACAAACACAUUUAUGACACUUUGAGAAUCUUUGACCAUAAUAAAAGCUAUUACUAAAA
This is a messenger RNA of Dicentrarchus labrax (European seabass), 2105 nucleotides long. RefSeq names its product adenosine deaminase (gene ada). Bases 78 to 1211 code for a protein of 377 amino acids. NCBI's taxonomy places the organism in Eukaryota, Metazoa, Chordata, Actinopteri, Moronidae. The transcript has 12 exons. The record is from RefSeq and is a predicted model, not a curated record. Gene Ontology annotation, cellular component: cytosol; external side of plasma membrane. Gene Ontology annotation, molecular function: adenosine deaminase activity. Gene Ontology annotation, biological process: negative regulation of adenosine receptor signaling pathway; hypoxanthine salvage; purine ribonucleoside monophosphate biosynthetic process.